AUGGAGGAGAAGCUAACUGAUCUCGAGAGCCGUUCGAGAAGAGAAAACAUUCGAGUAUAUGGGGUACCAGAGAUGUCAGAGCGAGACUCUUCUUCAACUGGGUGGUCCUCACAGAGACCAGAGGACUGGGUGGUCCUCACAGAGACCAGAGGACUGGGUGGUCCUCACAGAGACCAGAGGACUGGGUGGUCCUCACAGAGACCAGAGGACUGGGUGGUCCUCACAGAGACCAGAGGACUGGGUGGUCCUCACAGAGACCAGAGGACUGGGUGGUCCUCACAGAGACCACAGGACUGGGUGGUCCUCACAGAGACCAGAGGACUGGGUGGUCCUCACAGAGACCAGAGGACUGGGUGGUCCUCACAGAGACCAGAGGACUGGGUGGUCCUCACAGAGACCCCAGGACUGGGUGGUCCUCACAGAGACCACAGGACUGGAUGGUCCUCACAGAGACCACAGGACUGGAUGGUCCUCACAGAGACCACAGGACUGGGUGGUCCUCACAGAGACCACAGGACUGGGUGGUCCUCACAGAGACCACAGGACUGGAUGGUCCUCACAGAGACCACAGGACUGGGUGGUCCUCACAGAGACCACAGGACUGGGUGGUCCUCACAGAGACCAGAGGACUGGGUGGUCCUCACAGAAACCACAGGACUGGGUGGUCCUCACAGAGACCAGAGGACUGGGUGGUCCUCACAGAGACCACAGGACUGGAUGGUCCUCACAGAGACCACAGGACUAGGUGGUCCUCACAGAGACCACAGGACUGGAUGGUCCUCACAGAGACCACAGGACUGGGUGGUCCUCACAGAGACCACAGGACUGGGUGGUCCUCACAGAGACCACAGGACUGGGUGGUCCUCACAGAGACCACAGGACUGGGUGGUCCUCACAGAGACCACAGGACUAGUGAGCGCCCUCUACAGGCGGCUGGAGGAAAAGGUGCAUGUCCUGGUGCAGAGCUCCAACCUCAGGCUGCAACAUCUGCAACAUCUGCAGCAGCUGAGAGACACGCAGGGACGGAUGCUGCAGGUGCAGCAGUGGUUGGAUGAGGAGGGAGAGCGCCACCUGCUGGAGGCUCAGUCUGUGGAGGACUGUGGAGAACACACCCUCGAGCACUACACUGCCUUCAUCACCCAGGCUAAUGAGCAGAGGCAGCUCGCCAUGAGCCUGGUGUCCGAGGCUGAGCAGCUGCUGCAGGGUCUGACCUCUGACCCCCAGACCGAGGCCUUCAGGGUCUUUGUGGAGAGCUUCAGGUCGGGGCUGGAGGACUUCCUGAGCCGAGCCGAGGCCUGCGGCAGAGAACUGCAGAGUGUGGUCCACGUCUGGGACCUCUGCCAACAGGCCACGGCUCUCGCCAACGAAUCCCUGGACUACUUGGAGCACAAGACCCAGGACCAGACCCAGGACCAGAUCCAGGACCCAGACCCAGAGCUGCUGACCCUCCAGCACCUGCUGCAGCGGCUGCAUCAGCUGAGCCCUGAGCUCCAGGAGGCCAGCAGGGUGCGCUCUCCUCGCUGCAUGCUGCAGUGGAACGCUGCAUGGCUGCGGUGGCAGGAGGCGCAGCAGCAGCUGGAGGAGCGCAUCUCUGAGAGGAGCAGGAGGCAGCGCCACUACAGAGACCCGGUCCAUACAGAGCUCAGAACAAGACCAGGACCAGGACCUGUACACCCACAGUGGGACGAAGCAGUGUCUGGAGGAGCAGGAGGAGGAGAAGGAGGAGGAGGAGGAGGAGGAGGAGGAGGAGGAGGAGGAGGAGAGAAGCCAGAGGAGGAGCCUCCGUCCCCUCGCAGGUCGCUGAGGGAGUCUCGGCGCAGACGUGCGGCUCGCGCCCGCAGUGAGCGAGACGCAGCGGCUCUGUCCCAGACGCACACCUCCGGCUGUACCUGGUUCCCCUGGAGCCGCUCUGUGAACCACGACACCUGCAGUACCACCUCCUCCAGAGGGGGCGCCACCUCCUCCAGAAGGGGAGCCACCUCCUGUUCCAUCCUGCAGGAGGCUCAGAGGCACAGCAGCUUCUGUUCAGAGCCCAGCGGGUGUCCUCCAGGUGCUACGGGAAGUCUGAGCACGUACGAGUCGAAUCUGUGCGACAGCUCCACCCGCUCUCUGCGUCUACAGCGGCUGCUGGAGGAGCUGGUGGUCACAGAAAGAGAGUAUGUCCGCUCUCUGGGCUACGUGCUGACUCACUACCUCCCCCUGCUGGAGCGGCAAGACCUGCCCCAGGACCUGCGCGGGAACAAGGCCCUGAUCUUUGGGACCCUGGAGCAACUCUUCCACUUCCACAGCCUCAGCUUCCUCCCAGAGCUGGAGGCCUGCGAGGGCCGCGAGGGCCGCCCGGGCCUCAUCGCCCGCUGCUUCCUCCGCCACAGCCAGUCCCUGGGUCUUUACGCUCUCUACAGUAAGAACAAACCUCAGUCUGACGCCCUGAUCCUGCAGCAGCGCCACGACAUCUUCAAGGUCCUCUCACCUCUCUCCUCUCUCCUCUCUCCUCUCUCCUCUGUCCUCUCACCUCUCUCCUCUGUCCUCUGUCCUCUGUCCUCUGUCCUCUCUCCUCUCUCCUCUGUCCUCUCUCCUCUGUCCUCUCUCCUCUGUCCUCUCUCCUCUGUCCUCUCACCUCUCUCCUCUGUCCUCUCUCCUCUGUCCUCUCUCCUCUGUCCUCUCUCCUCUCUCCUCUCUCCUCUCUCCUCUGUCCUCUCUCCUCUCUCCUCUGUCCUCUCUCCUCUGUCCUCUGUCCUCUCUCCUCUGUCCUCUCUCCUCUCUCCUCUGUCCUCUGUCCUCUGUCCUCUCUCCUCUGUCCUCUAUCCUCUCUCCUCUGUCCUCUCACCUCUCUCCUCUGUCCUCUCUCCUCUGUCCUCUCUCCUCUGUCCUCUCUCCUCUGUCCUCUCUCCUCUGUCCUCUCUCCUCUCUCCUCUGUCCUCUGUCCUCUCUCCUCUGUCCUCUCACCUCUCUCCUCUGUCCUCUCUCCUCUCUCCUCUGUCCUCUGUCCUCUCUCCUCUGUCCUCUCUCCUCUGUCCUCUCUCCUCUGUCCUCUCACCUCUCUCCUCUGUCCUCUCUCCUCUGUCCUCUCUCCUCUGUCCUCUCUCCCUCUCUCCUCUCUCCUCUCUCCUCUGUCCUCUCUCCUCUCUCCUCUGUCCUCUCACCUCUCUCCUCUGUCCUCUGUCCUCUGUCUCUGUCCUCUCUCCUCUCUCCUCUGUCCUCUCUCCUCUGUCCUCUCUCCUCUGUCCUCUCUCCUCUGUCCUCUCACCUCUCUCCUCUGUCCUCUCUCCUCUGUCCUCUCUCCUCUCUCCUCUCUCCUCUCUCCUCUCUCCUCUGUCCUCUCUCUCCUCUCUCCUCUGUCCUCUCACCUCUCUCCUCUGUCCUCUGUCCUCUGUCCUCUGUCCUCUCUCCUCUCUCCUCUGUCCUCUCUCCUCUGUCCUCUCUCCUCUCCUCCUCUGUCCUCUGUCCUCUCUCCUCUGUCCUCUCACCUCUCUCCUCUGUCCUCUCUCCUCUCUCCUCUGUCCUCUGUCCUCUCUCCUCUGUCCUCUCUCCUCUGUCCUCUCUCCUCUGUCCUCUCACCUCUCUCCUCUGUCCUCUCUCCUCUGUCCUCUCUCCUCUGUCCUCUCUCCUCUCUCCUCUCUCCUCUGUCCUCUCUCCUCUCUCCUCUGUCCUCUCACCUCUCUCCUCUGUCCUCUGUCCUCUGUCCUCUGUCCUCUCUCCUCUCUCCUCUGUCCUCUCUCCUCUGUCCUCUCUCCUCUGUCCUCUCUCCUCUGUCCUCUCACCUCUCUCCUCUGUCCUCUCUCCUCUCUCCUCUCUCCUCUCUCCUCUCUCCUCUCUCCUCUCUCCUCUGUCCUCUCUCCUCUCUCCUCUGUCCUCUCACCUCUCUCCUCUGUCCUCUGUCCUCUGUCCUCUGUCCUCUCUCCUCUCUCCUCUGUCCUCUCUCCUCUGUCCUCUCUCCUCUGUCCUCUCUCCUCUGUCCUCUCACCUCUCUCCUCUGUCCUCUCUCCUCUGUCCUCUCUCCUCUGUCCUCUCUCCUCUCUCCUCUCUCCUCUCUCCUCUGUCCUCUCUCCUCUCUCCUCUGUCCUCUCUCCUCUGUCCUCUGUCCUCUCUCCUCUGUCCUCUCUCCUCUCUCCUCUGUCCUCUGUCCUCUGUCCUCUCUCCUCUGUCCUCUAUCCUCUCUCCUCUGUCCUCUCACCUCUCUCCUCUGUCCUCUCUCCUCUGUCCUCUCUCCUCUGUCCUCUCUCCUCUGUCCUCUCUCCUCUGUCCUCUCUCCUCUCUCCUCUGUCCUCUGUCCUCUCUCCUCUGUCCUCUCACCUCUCUCCUCUGUCCUCUCUCCUCUCUCCUCUGUCCUCUGUCCUCUCUCCUCUGUCCUCUCUCCUCUGUCCUCUCUCCUCUGUCCUCUCACCUCUCUCCUCUGUCCUCUCUCCUCUGUCCUCUCUCCUCUGUCCUCUCUCCUCUCUCUCCUCUCUCCUCUGUCCUCUCACCUCUCUCCUCUCUCCUCUCUCCUCUGUCCUCUCUCCUCUGUCCUCUCUCCUCUCUCCUCUGUCCUCUCUCCUCUCUCCUCUCUCCUCUCUCCUCUGUCCUCUCACCUCUCUCCUCUCUCCUCUCUCCUCUGUCCUCUCUCCUCUCUCCUCUGUCCUCUGUCCUCUCUCCUCUGUCCUCUAUCCUCUCACCUGUCUCCUCUCUCCUCUGUCCUCUCACCUCUCUCCUCUCUCCUCUCUCCUCUGUCCUCUCUCCUCUGUCCUCUGUCCUCUCUCCUCUGUCCUCUCUCCUCUCUCCUCUGUCCUCUCUCCUCUCUCCUCUGUCCUCUCUCCUCUGUCCUCUGUCCUCUGUCCUCUGUCCUCUCACCUCUCUCCUCUGUCCUCUCUCCUCUCACCUCUCUCCUCUCUCCUCUGUCCUCUCUCCUCUGUCCUCUCUCCUCUCUCCUCUGUCCUCUCUCCUCUCUCCUCUGUCCUCUCUCCUCUGUCCUCUCUCCUCUGUCCUCUCACCUCUCUCUUCUCUCCUCUGUCCUCUCUCCUCUCACCUCUCUCCUCUCUCCUCUGUCCUCUCUCCUCUCUCCUCUCUCCUCUCUCCUCUGUCCUCUCACCUCUCUCCUCUCUCCUCUCUCCUCUUUCCUCUCUCCUCUCUCCUCUGUCCUCUGUCCUCUCUCCUCUGUCCUCUAUCCUCUCACCUGUCUCCUCUCUCCUCUGUCCUCUCACCUCUCUCCUCUCUCCUCUCUCCUCUGUCCUCUCUCCUCUGUCCUCUGUCCUCUCUCCUCUGUCCUCUCUCCUCUCUCCUCUGUCCUCUCUCCUCUCUCCUCUGUCCUCUCUCCUCUGUCCUCUGUCCUCUGUCCUCUCACCUCUCUCCUCUGUCCUCUCUCCUCUCACCUCUCUCCUCUCUCCUCUGUCCUCUCUCCUCUGUCCUCUCUCCUCUCUCCUCUGUCCUCUCUCCUCUCUCCUCUGUCCUCUCUCCUCUGUCCUCUCUCCUCUGUCCUCUCACCUCUCUCUUCUCUCCUCUGUCCUCUCUCCUCUCACCUCUCUCCUCUCUCCUCUGUCCUCUCUCCUCUCUCCUCUCUCCUCUGUCCUCUCUCCUCUCACCUCUCUCCUCUCUCCUCUGUCCUCUCUCCUCUGUCCUCUCUCCUCUGUCCUCUCUCCUCUGUCCUCUGUCCUCUCUCCUCUCUCCUCUGUCCUCUCUCCUCUCUCCUCUCUCCUCUGUCCUCUCUCCUCUGUCCUCUCUCCUCUGUCCUCUCUCCUCUGUCCUCUCUCCUCUCUCCUCUGUCCUCUCUCCUCUGUCCUCUCUCCUCUGUCCUCUCUCCUCUGUCCUCUCUCCUCUCUCCUCUGUCCUCUCUCCUCUCUCCUCUCUCCUCUGUCCUCUCUCCUCUGUCCUCUCUCCUCUGUCCUCUCUCCUCUGUCCUCUCUCCUCUGUCCUCUCUCCUCUCUCCUCUGUCCUCUCUCCUCUGUCCUCUCUCCUCUGUCCUCUCUCCUCUGUCCUCUCUCCUCUCUCCUCUGUCCUCUCUCCUCUCUCCUCUCUCCUCUGUCCUCUCUCCUCUGUCCUCUCUCCUCUGUCCUCUCACCUCUCUCCUCUGUCCUCUCUCCUCUGUCCUCUCUCCUCUGUCCUCUCUCCUCUCUCCUCUGUCCUCUCUCCUCUCUCCUCUCUCCUCUGUCCUCUCUCCUCUGUCCUCUCUCCUCUGUCCUCUCUCCUCUGUCCUCUCACCUCUCUCCUCUGUCCUCUCUCCUCUGUCCUCUCUCCUCUAGGAAGCAGCAGGAGCUGGGGGACCAUAUGGACCUGUCCUCGUACCUGCUGAGGCCCAUCCAGAGGAUCAGCAAGUACAGUCUGCUGCUGCAAGACAUGCUGACCCUGAGCCCAGACCAGAGCGAGCAAGACCAGAGGGGGCCAGACCAGAGGGAGCCAGACCAGAGGGAGCCAGACCAGAGGGAGCCAGACCAGAGGGAGCCAGACCAGAGGGAGCGAGACAGAGACGACCUCCAGGCGGCGGCUCAACUGGUGCGCUACCAGAUGAGACAUGGCAACGACCUGCUGACCAUGGACGCCAUCCAAGACUGUGACGUGAACCUGAAGGAGCAGGGUUUGCUGGUUCGUCAGGAUGAGUUUUCCGUCUUGUUCCGGAAGAAGAAGUGUGUUCGUCGAGUCUUUCUGUUCGAGGAACUCAUCGUCUUCAGCAAAACCCGGAAAACAAACGGAAACGACAUCUACGUCUACAAGCAGAGCUUCAAGACCAGUGAGAUUGGAAUGACCCAGAACUCUCCUCUGAGUGGACCGUGUUUUGAGGUUUGGUUCCGGCGCCGGAGGAGUCAGGACACGUUCACUCUGAGGGCCGCCAGUGAGGACCUGAAGGAGGCCUGGACCGCGGACCUGGAGAGUAUCCUGUGGAACCAGGCCUCCCGCAGCAGAGAGCUGCGUCUCCAGGAGCGAGUGUUCAUGGGACUCGGACACAAACCGUUUCUGGACAUUCAGCCGAGCGCCGCCGCCAUCUGCGACCGCACCGUGAGCUGUGGCCUCCAGGGAAAAGUCCCUGUGUCCUGUUGUCCUCACAGAGCACUGGUACAGCGCCCCCUGUCCCUCGGCUCGGGCAGCACAGCCUCCACCGCACUGAGCCAGUCCUCGUCCUCGUCGGGUCGAGGGUCCCUGCCCCCUGCCGCGUGUCCCGGGACAGAGGCCCUGUGCUCCGCUGAGGCCCUGUGCUCCUCUGAGGCCCUGUGCUCCUCUGAGGCCCUGUGCUCCUCUGAGGCCCUGUGCUCCUCUGAGGCCCUGUGCUCCUCUGAGGCCCUGUGCUCCUCUGAGGCCCUGUGCUCCGCUGAGGCCCUGUGCUCCGCUGAGGCUGCCAUGGAGAACCAGCUCAACCACCUGCACCUGCUCCAGGACGAGCCCUGGGGAGCUCCUCUGCCCCGCCAGGACAGCAGGGACUCCUCGAGGGGCUGCCUGUCUGCAUUGGGGACUGAGGUGGUGGACUCCCCCUCCUCCCUCCUAUCCCCCUCCCCCCUCCUCUCCCCCUCCUCCCUCCUCUUCCCCUCCCCCUCCCCCCUCCUCUCCCCCUCCUCCCUCCUCUUCCCCUCCCCCUCCCCCCUCAUCUCCCCCUCCUCCCUCCUCUCCCGUCGCAGCUCUCUGUGCCGCACCCCCAGCUCCUCAGGCCUGUCCCACAGAGCUCGAGGUCUGGUCCACAAGUCCCACAGCCUGCCCACGGUCCAGUACUGGUGUACGAUGGUGUCAGUGCUGGUGUACGAUGGUGUCAGUGCUGGUGUACGAUGGUGUCAGUACUGGUGUACGAUGGUGUCAGUACUGGUGUACGAUGGUGUCAGUACUGGUGUACGAUGGUGUCAGUACUGGUGUACGAUGGUGUCAGUACUGGUGUACGAUGGUGUGAGUGCUGGUGUACGAUGGUUACUGGUGUACGAUGGUGUCAGUGCUGGUGUACGAUGGUGUCAGUGCUGGUGUACGAUGGUGUCAGUGCUGGUGUACGAUGGUAUAAGUACUGGUGUACGAUGGUGUCAGUACUGGUGUACGAUGGUGUCAGUACUGGUGUACGAUGGUGUCAGUACUGGUUGCUGGUGUACGAUGGUGUCAGUGCUGGUGUACGAUGGUGUCAGUGCUGGUGUACGAUGGUAUAAGUACUGGUGUACGAUGGUGUCAGUACUGGUGUACGAUGGUGUGAGUACUGGUGUACGAUGGUGUCAGUGCUGGUGUACGAUGGUAGGACCAGAGGCACUGUCAGACACACACCAGCAGAGGGCCCUGUCAGACACACACCAGCAGAGGGCCCUGUCAGACACACACCAGCAGAGGGCGCUGUCAGACACACACCAGCAGAGGGCGCUGUCAGACACACACCAGCAGGGAGCGCUGUCAGACACACACCAGCAGAGGGCACUGUCAGACACACACCAGCAGAGGGCGCUGUCAGACACACACCAGCAGGGAGCGCUGUCAGACACACACCAGCAGAGGGCGCUGUCAGACACACACCAGCAGAGGGCGCUGUCAGACACACACCAGCAGAGGGCGCUGUCAGACACACACCAGCAGAGGGCGCUGUCAGACACACACCAGCAGAGGGCGCUGUCAGACACACACCAGCAGAGGGCGCUGUCAGACACACACCAGCAGAGGGCGCUGUCAGACACACACCAGCAGGGGGCGCUGUCAGACACACACCAGCAGAGGGCGCUGUCAGACACACACCAGCAGGGGGCGCUGUCAGACACACACCAGCAGAGGGCGCUGUCAGACACACACCAGCAGAGGGCGCUGUCAGACACACACCAGCAGAGGGCACUGUCAGACACACACCAGCAGAGGGCACUGUCAGACACACACCAGCAGAGGGCCCUGUCAGACACACACACAGCAGAGGGCGCUGUCAGACACACACCAGCAGAGGGCGCUGUCAGACACACACCAGCAGAGGGCACUGUCAGACACACACCAGCAGAGGGCGCUGUCAGACACACACCAGCAGAGGGCGCUGUCAGACACACACCAGCAGAGGGCACUGUCAGACACACACCAGCAGAGGGCGCUGUCAGACACACACCAGCAGAGGGCACUGUCAGACACACACCAGCAGAGGGCGCUGUCAGACACACACCAGCAGAGGGCGCUGUCAGACACACACCAGCAGAGGGCGCUACACACACCAGCAGAGGGCGCUGUCAGACACACACACCAGCAGAGGGCACUGUCAGACACACACAGCAGAGGGCGCUGUCAGACACACACCAGCAGAGGGCACUGUCAGACACACACCAGCAGAGGGCGCUGUCAGACACACACCAGCAGAGGGCCCUGUCAGACACACACCAGCAGAGGGCGCUGUCAGACACACACCAGCAGAGGGCACUGUCAGACACACACCAGCAGAGGGCGCUGUCAGACACACACCAGCAGAGGGCGCUGUCAGACACACACCAGCAGAGGGCGCUGUCAGACACACACCAGCAGAGGGCGCUGUCAGACACACACCAGCAGAGGGCGCUGUCAGACACACACCAGCAGAGGGCCCUGUCAGACACACACCAGCAGGGGGCGCUGUCAGACACACACCAGCAGAGGGCGCUGUCAGACACACACCAGCAGAGGGCCCUGUCAGACACACACCAGCAGAGGGCCCUGUCAGACACACACCAGCAGAGGGCGCUGUCAGACACACACCAGCAGGGGGCGCUGUCAGACACACACCAGCAGAGGGCGCUGUCAGACACACACCAGCAGGGAGCGCUGUCAGACACACACCAGCAGAGGGCGCUGUCAGACACACACCAGCAGAGGGCGCUGUCAGACACACACCAGCAGAGGGCGCUGUCAGACACACACCAGCAGAGGGCGCUGUCAGACACACACCAGCAGAGGGCGCUGUCAGACACACACCAGCAGAGGGCGCUGUCAGACACACACCAGCAGAGGGCGCUGUCAGACACACACCAGCAGGGGGCGCUGUCAGACACACACCAGCAGAGGGCGCUGUCAGACACACACCAGCAGGGGGCGCUGUCAGACACACACCAGCAGAGGGCGCUGUCAGACACACACCAGCAGAGGGCGCUGUCAGACACACACCAGCAGAGGGCGCUGUCAGACACACACCAGCAGAGGGCACUGUCAGACACACACCAGCAGAGGGCGCUGUCAGACACACACCAGCAGAGGGCGCUGUCAGACACACACCAGCAGAGGGCGCUGUCAGACACACACCAGCAGAGGGCACUGUCAGACACACACCAGCAGAGGGCGCUGUCAGACACACACCAGCAGAGGGCGCUGUCAGACACACACCAGCAGAGGGCACUGUCAGACACACACCAGCAGAGGGCGCUGUCAGACACACACCAGCAGAGGGCACUGUCAGACACACACCAGCAGAGGGCGCUGUCAGACACACACCAGCAGAGGGCGCUGUCAGACACACACCAGCAGAGGGCGCUGUCAGACACACACCAGCAGGGGGCGCUGUCAGACACACACCAGCAGAGGGCGCUGUCAGACACACACCAGCAGGGGGCGCUGUCAGACACACACCAGCAGAGGGCGCUGUCAGACACACACCAGCAGAGGGCACUGUCAGACACACACCAGCAGAGGGCGCUGUCAGACACACACCAGCAGAGGGCACUGUCAGACACACACCAGCAGAGGGCGCUGUCAGACACACACCAGCAGAGGGCCCUGUCAGACACACACCAGCAGAGGGCGCUGUCAGACACACACCAGCAGAGGGCACUGUCAGACACACACCAGCAGAGGGCGCUGUCAGACACACACCAGCAGAGGGCGCUGUCAGACACACACCAGCAGAGGGCGCUGUCAGACACACACCAGCAGAGGGCGCUGUCAGACACACACCAGCAGAGGGCGCUGUCAGACACACACCAGCAGAGGGCCCUGUCAGACACACACCAGCAGGGGGCGCUGUCAGACACACACCAGCAGAGGGCGCUGUCAGACACACACCAGCAGAGGGCCCUGUCAGACACACACCAGCAGAGGGCCCUGUCAGACACACACCAGCAGAGGGCGCUGUCAGACACACACCAGCAGGGGGCGCUGUCAGACACACACCAGCAGAGGGCGCUGUCAGACACACACCAGCAGAGGGCACUGUCAGACACACACCAGCAGAGGGCGCUGUCAGACACACACCAGCAGAGGGCGCUGUCAGACACACACCAGCAGAACACACACCAGCAGGGAGCGCUGUCAGACACACACCAGCAGAGGGCACUGUCAGACACACACCAGCAGGGGGCGCUGUCAGACACACACCAGCAGAACACACACCAGCAGAGGGCGCUGUCAGACACACACCAGCAGAGGGCGCUGUCAGACACACACCAGCAGGGGGCGCUGUCAGACACACACCAGCAGAGGGCGCUGUCAGACACACACCAGCAGGGGGCGCUGUCAGACACACACCAGCAGAACACACACCAGCAGAGGGCGCUGUCAGACACACACCAGCAGGGAGCGCUGUCAGACACACACCAGCAGAGGGCACUGUCAGACACACACCAGCAGAGGGCCCUGUCAGACACACACCAGCAGAGGGCACUGUCAGACACACACCAGCAGAGGGCGCUGUCAGACACACACCAGCAGGGGGCGCUGUCAGACACACACCAGCAGAGGGCACUGUCAGACACACACCAGCAGAGGGCGCUGUCAGACACACACCAGCAGAGGGCGCUGUCAGACACACACCAGCAGAGGGCGCUGUCAGACACACACCAGCAGAGGGCGCUGUCAGACACACACCAGCAGAGGGCGCUGUCAGACACACACCAGCAGAGGGCGCUGUCAGACACACACCAGCAGAGGGCGCUGUCAGACACACACCAGCAGAGGGCACUGUCAGACACACACCAGCAGAGGGCGCUGUCAGACACACACCAGCAGGGGGCGCUGUCAGACACACACCAGCAGGGGGCGCAGUCAGACACACACCAGCAGAGGGCGCUGUCAGACACACACCAGCAGAGGGCGCUGUCAGACACACACCAGCAGAGGGCGCUGUCAGACACACACCAGCAGAACACACACCAGCAGGGAGCGCUGUCAGACACACACCAGCAGAGGGCGCUGUCAGACACACACCAGCAGAGGGCGCUGUCAGACACACACCAGCAGAGGGCGCUGUCAGACACACACCAGCAGAGGGCGCUGUCAGACACACACCAGCAGAGGGCGCUGUCAGACACACACCAGCAGAGGGCCCUGUCAGACACACACCAGCAGGGGGCGCAGUCAGACACACACCAGCAGAGGGCGCUGUCAGACACACACCAGCAGAGGGCGCUGUCAGACACACACCAGCAGAGGGCGCUGUCAGACACACACCAGCAGAGGGCGCUGUCAGACACACACCAGCAGAACACACACCAGCAGGCGCUGUCAGACACACACCAGCAGAGGGCGCUUUCUCCUGGAGCCCGUUUAUUUCACGUCCUCGUGUUCAUUCAACACUCCAGGUCUCCCCCUGGUGGCUACUCCUUAUAA
Molecule: messenger RNA, 12462 nt
Organism: Knipowitschia caucasica
Lineage: Eukaryota; Metazoa; Chordata; Actinopteri; Gobiiformes; Gobiidae
Source: the annotation of a GenBank genome assembly